Messenger RNA from Echinostoma caproni, 498 nucleotides. The record is from the annotation of a GenBank genome assembly. NCBI's taxonomy places the organism in Eukaryota, Metazoa, Platyhelminthes, Trematoda, Plagiorchiida, Echinostomatidae.
AUGUUUGGAGCAGUUGUUGCUGGAAGACUGGCACCUCUGAAUGAUGUCAAUCACAUCACUGUGUUUUUAACUGGUGUGACUCCCUUACCUGAGCAAAUGGGAGGUGGAGUUUAUCUCGGAUUGCAACAACAAGGUGCCCUUGUUUGGUACUUCCUUGGUGUACUUACUAAUGCGAGGCCUAGCGCCAUUUAUAAAGUGGGAAACCUACGUAAAAGUAAGUCGUCAUCAGCUUCCCUAAAGUUUUCCAACGGGAAGUUUAGAAUGUGCCUUUGGUUUAUGUUAGUUGAUUGGCAACCGCAGUCGAAUCCUAAACAUGGACUUGAGCAGAGCAGGGAGAGAGUGCGAUACAGGGCUCAUCCUAGGGAAUGGUGUUUUAGUGGUUUGUUUGAGCCUAAUGAAAGCGAAGUAAUAGGAAACGUAAAAUCCCGGAAAGUAUUCCAGCGCUAUUCCUUUUUAAGGUUUUUCACCAAGUGCACUCGCAAUUGUUCAGUGAUAUGA